GCUGAUAUAAAGACAAGAGGCAGGAUCCAGGUGGAGGUGAGGGGAAGGCUGGUGGGGGCGGCCCAGGGUGAGAGGCCAGCUUAGGGGGUGCCCCGCAUGGGGGAAGCCCCUCCCUGGGGGUCUCCGGAGCCAUGCUGUCCCGCAAGGGCAUCAUCCCUGAGGAGUACGUGCUGACACGGCUGGCAGAGGACCCUGCAGAGCCCAGGUACCGUGCCCGUGAGCGGAGGGCCCGCUUUGUGUCCAAGAAAGGCAACUGCAACGUGGCCCACAAGAACAUCCGGGAGCAGGGCCGCUUCCUGCAGGACGUGUUCACCACGCUGGUGGACCUCAAGUGGCCACACACACUACUCAUCUUCACCAUGUCCUUCCUGUGCAGCUGGCUCCUCUUCGCCAUGGCCUGGUGGCUUAUCGCCUUUGCCCACGGAGACCUGGCCCCCGGGGAGAGUGACAUUGUGCCCUGCAUCACCAGCAUCCACUCCUUUUCAUCUGCCUUCCUUUUCUCCAUCGAGGUCCAGGUGACCAUUGGUUUUGGUGGGCGCAUGGUGACGGAGGAGUGCCCCCUGGCCAUCCUGGUCCUCAUCGUGCAGAACAUCGUAGGGCUCAUGGUCAAUGCCAUCAUGCUGGGCUGCAUCUUCAUGAAGACCGCCCAGGCCCACCGGCGGGCAGAGACUCUCAUCUUCAGCAAGCACGCUGUCAUUGCCUUGCGCCACGGCCGCCUUUGCUUCAUGCUGCGCGUGGGCGACCUCCGCAAGAGCAUGAUCAUCAGCGCCACCAUCCACAUGCAGGUGGUGCGCAAGACCACCAGCCCUGAAGGCGAGGUGGUGCCCCUCCACCAGGUGGACAUCCCCAUGGAGAACGGCGUGGGUGGCAACAGCAUCUUCCUGGUGGCCCCCCUCAUCAUCUACCAUGUCAUCGACACCAACAGCCCACUCUACGACCUGGCGCCCAGCGACCUGCACCACCACCAGGACCUCGAGAUCAUUGUCAUUCUGGAAGGUGUGGUAGAAACCACGGGCAUCACUACCCAGGCCCGCACCUCCUACCUGGCCGAUGAGAUCCUGUGGGGUCAGCGCUUUGUCCCUAUUGUGACUGAGGAGGAUGGACGCUACUCUGUGGACUACUCCAAGUUUGGUAACACCAUUAAAGUGCCCACACCACUCUGCACAGCCCGCCAGCUUGAUGAGGACCGCAGCCUGCUGGAUGCUCUGACCCUUGCCUCAGCCCGUGGGCCCCUGCGCAAGCGCAGUGUGGCCAUGGCCAAGGCCAAGGCCAAGUUUAGCAUCUCUCCAGAUUCUCUGCCCUAAGCCAUGGUCCCUCAGGGCCCCCACACGUGGUGUGUGCACACCAGCAGUGUGCUAUGCUAUGUAGGGUGUGUGCUCCUCAGCUGGCCAGAGUCUGGUGUGAGGCUGGACCCUCCUCAGCUCAGCUCCCCACUGCUGCUCACCCAGGGAGUUACAAGGCACUUGUCACUACGCUAUUUCUGGCCUCG
Galeopterus variegatus (Sunda flying lemur) is the source of this 1489-nucleotide messenger RNA. RefSeq names its product potassium inwardly-rectifying channel, subfamily J, member 11 (gene KCNJ11). The transcript has a single exon. NCBI's taxonomy places the organism in Eukaryota, Metazoa, Chordata, Mammalia, Dermoptera, Cynocephalidae. Gene Ontology annotation, molecular function: ATP-activated inward rectifier potassium channel activity. Gene Ontology annotation, cellular component: plasma membrane. The record is from RefSeq and is a predicted model, not a curated record. Gene Ontology annotation, biological process: regulation of monoatomic ion transmembrane transport; potassium ion import across plasma membrane. Bases 132 to 1304 code for a protein of 390 amino acids.